Messenger RNA from Corvus hawaiiensis (hawaiian crow), 2000 nucleotides. RefSeq names its product SH3 domain-containing kinase-binding protein 1-like. NCBI's taxonomy places the organism in Eukaryota, Metazoa, Chordata, Aves, Passeriformes, Corvidae. The record is from RefSeq and is a predicted model, not a curated record. The transcript is spliced from 4 exons. Bases 1019 to 1963 code for a protein of 314 amino acids.
GGCCGGGGAGCCGGAGUCCCCGGUGGGGCACAGGGAUGUGGGGUGGACCAGCACCGAGGUGCUCUCUGCUUCAACUUCCUUCCCAGCGCCGAGCCGAUUUCCUCCGGCAUCACGUGUGCGGUGUGGGCCCGGGGGAGCCUGGCACAGCACGGCACCGCUCGGCCUCGGGGGCAGCCCCACAGCGGCAGGUAAGAGGAAGCAGCCGCAGCUCCGAGGGUGCGGCGCACGGGGAUCAUCCCAACGGCAGCACCUGCGUGUGAUCGCGCUGCUCCAGGGCUGUGCCGUGCCCUGGGGCCCAGGAGGGCUGCCAGUGAGGGGCUGGCAGGAUGCUGGGCACUUCUGGGCACCAUCACCCUUGCGCCACUGGGAGCGAAGGAGCACUGGGGCCUUGGAUAGGGGUGUCCUCAUCCCCGCAGCCCUCGGGGCUUCAGCCGUAUCUUUGGGUGGGUAAUACCAGCACCGUUUUUGGUGUCUGCGAGGCCUCUGUGACAGGGGCUGUGCUGGUGGCAGCAGCAGGGACCAGGCAGCAGCAGGGCUGCUGGCCCACCCUAGGGACAUGGUGACCCACCACAGUGACAGCGUGGCCAACCAUGGGGGCAGAGAGGCCUGCCAUGGGGAUGGGGCGCCUGCCAGGAGAACAGGGUGGUCCAUGGGCACAUGCCCGUAGCCUGAUGUCCUGUAUCCCACCAUGCCAGUGGGCUUGUCCUGGUGUGACCCCAGGGUUCAGUGGUACAGGGAUGCUGCUGUGCUGUGGAUAGUGGCGGGAUGACAUCCUGCCCGUGCCGCAGUGCUGGUGCUCAGGGGAGCUUUGCAGCCGCCUGCUCCACCACACACAGAGGAAGCGCCAACCACAGUGGGGCUGGUGCGGGGCUGAUGUGGGGCGGGGAGAGGCUGUAACAAGGGUCCUUCCCCGAGCCCCUUCGCUCCUCAGCAGCUGCAACCACAGCGAAGGACAAGGAGGGUGAGGACAGGGAGCCCCCUGGGUGAGCCCUGGGCUGGAGGAGAGGGAAGGACAGGGAUGUGCCUGGGACAGGCCCCCUGGGCCAGGGCAUGUCCCCAGCAGGAAGCGCUUCCUGCCCCACUCUCGUCUGACAGUGUUAUGUCCCAGCCCCAGCCCUGCUCCUGCCUCCUCUCCCCAGAGCUCCCAGCACCAGCGAGGAUGGAGCCGACCAAGCUCCCACUCACCAAGAGGAUGGCUCCUGCUCCCCCCGUUCCUGCCAAGACCAAACCAGCCCCCAUGCUGGCCACCAAGCCCAGUGACUCCCAGCCCAGCACCUCAGCUGACAUGGAGCGGGGCAGAGCUGGUGACCCAGAUGCCAACGUCUUCAACAUGGUGUCAGUUACCACAGCCAGGCUGAGCCACCCCACAGCCACACGGCCACGAGUACCUGGCCAGCGGCCACCCAGCAUCGCCCUGGGGAUUGGGGGGAGUCCCUGUGGCGGGGAGCAGCCCCGGGGGCUGCCACAUGCUGGGCUCUGUGCCCCUGUUGCCAGCAUGGGGCAGGCACCUGUCCUGCCAUGGAGCAUGGAAGGGCUGGUGGUGUCAGAGGGGUCGGAGGGGAGGUCACUGGCCCUGGAGGACCUGAAGGCCGAAGUCCGGACCCUGCACAUCCUUGUGGACCUGAUGCGAGUCCAGCACCUGCGGGACCUGCUGGACCUGCGGCAGGAGCUGUGCCAGGAGCGGGCCCAGCGCCAGGCGCUGCAGGUGAGUCCCUGGCAGGGGUUGCCCCGUGCUGGGGUCCCCUGUGCCCCCCAACAACCACAGCCUCUCCCCACAGGUGGAGAUCGAGCGGGUGAGGAAGGGGCUGCCCUGUUAGUGUGGGGGGGCUGUGGUGCCCACCCAUGGCACGGGGCAGGUGGGUGGCACAUGGUGCCCUGUGCCCCCCCGACCUUGCUGUGCCCAGCCUGGUUCUGCACCCAUCGGGUACAAAUGUUCACCCCACACCCAGGUACUGCUCCUUGAGGCAUAACAGCCCCUGGACCUACAGAAAUUGUUUAAA